UGUCAUACAAAGCAGGUACAUAAGCUGACCCUUUGCCAGGCAGAGAUUAUGUACAAGACCAGCAGGCUCGGUACACCGAUGACAGAAGAUCAAAUAGAGGAUAUGAAGGCUAGAAUGACCAGUUUAAGCAACUAUGAUGAAAAUGUUCUUAACGAGAUCAAAUCAGGGAAAAAGGCCGGAGGAACGCCUGUCAAAGCAGGGAAAGAGGAAAAUGAACAAAAGGAAGAAAAGGAUCAGGGAAAACAUAAAGAGGAGGAACAUCAUGCCCCAGUAGAUAGACAUCAUAUGGGUGACCGACAUCCUAUGGUUGACCGAAAUCCAAUGGGUGACCGGUUCGCUAUGGAAGACCGGCUUUCAAUGGAAGCCCGACUGGCAAUGGAAAACAGACUUUCAAUGGAAGACCGGCUUGCCAUGGAAGCGCGGCUUGCAAUGGAAAACCGUAUUGCGAUGGAAAACCGGAUCGCGAUGGGGGACCGACUUGCCAUGGGAGAACGUCAUGUCAUGGGUGACCGGCCACCACUUGACCGGAUUCCCUCCUAGUAAAGCUGGUUUACAAGGCCUUGAUUUCAUGAAUGUUAUUUUUAAUUUUUGAAGCUGAAUCUAUUUGAUCCAGUGAUCCAGACUUAUUGUGCCUUCUUCUCGUAUAUUUUAGUUCAAAUUUCCACAGAUAGAUGCCUCUGUUGUCAAUGAUAAGAAAUAACUCAAAUACUUCGAUAAGCACACAAUUCCAUACAUUUUUUGUCUGAAAUGUUUUAGGGCCGUUCCGGGUCAAAUAUUGCCUUGUACAGUGUCCAAGAAAGAAGACUUGGCGUUUUUAUUAAUUCGCUUUUUGUCCUUCUUAUUGAAAAAUUUUAAUAUUUUUAGUGUCUUUGUAGUGAUCAAACGUUUUUUUAUUUUUUAAAACAAAAUACUGAAACCCCAUUAAUUGUUAAAAUUCCUAAUUAGCAUUAGCAAAAUAACGUAAUUUAGAUUGCUGUAAAUUAAAUUUUAUUCUGUAAGAUAUUAUUUUUGUAAAGAAAUAUGCAAUUUUUAACCAUGACAUGUUAUUUUCGUAUUUAGUAUAUUAAUUGUACUUAUUUUAUUUUUCCACGUCGCAUAUAAUCUCAAUUAUAAUUUUUUAUUAAAAUUAUUGUUUUAAUGUAUGUUUUUAAAGUUUAUUUGUUCAAAAUUUAAAAACUUGUCUCAAUGAAUCUCCUUUUGUUACAUUGCUUGUUUUUAUGAAUAUAUGUUCCCGCCUUUUUCUUCAAAAGGUCUAAUUUGAAAUAUUUCAAAAAUGCAUUGAAAGUAUUCAAGAAUUAAAUCUAAAAACUUUUACAUUUUAAUCCAGUUUUUUGGAAGGAUUCACUUAAAAUUGACCUUCACAAAUUUCUAGGUAAAACAUAUGAUGAAUUUAAAAAUUUAAUUUGUACUUCAAGAUCUAUACUCUACAUACACUCUACAGUGUAAAAACAAUUGUAUGAAAACCGGGAUAUAUUCAGUAUUAGCUCUUAAACAUAUUUAUCUUGAUUUUAAUUUUUUAAAUGUUAUAUUGUAUUAAUCUAUCAUUUUUUACUAGUUUAUACAGUUGUAAGAACACUCAAAGGUCGUCUUUGAAUUUUGAAAUAAUUUGCGGCAUUCAUUUGCAAAUUAUAUUGUAGGUCAGUGACUACCUUUUAGCCGUCUCUCAACAAUCAUGUUUCAUGGGACACCCUGUAGUUACAUGAUCAGAGUACUAAAAUUGACCUAUUCCUUGAUGUGUAAAUUUGUAAUGUAGUCUAGUUCUCAUAUUUAUAUUUAAUGUGUUGACACUAUGUAUCAUUUCUUAGAAACAUUUUACAUUAAACUAUUUUUCAG
Molecule: messenger RNA, 1833 nt
Organism: Eurytemora carolleeae
Lineage: Eukaryota; Metazoa; Arthropoda; Copepoda; Calanoida; Temoridae
Exons: 3
Coding region: 49-540 (163 amino acids)
Source: RefSeq, a predicted model, not a curated record